CUUCUGGAUGGUGGAUUUGCAAAAAAUAAAUGCAUUGGAAUCACUCAGCCCCGAAGAGUUGCUGCGGUGACUAUUGCAACUAGAGUUGCUAAAGAAGUAAGAACUGAACUUGGAGGAAAGGUUGGCUAUUCAGUGAGGUUUGAGGAUGUUACUUCUAGUGCUACUAAAAUAAAGUAUUUAACCGAUGGUAUGCUGCUAAGGGAAUCUAUCAGUGAUGCAAAAUUAUCUAAAUACAGUGUAAUAAUCUUAGAUGAAGCUCAUGAAAGGACAUUGUGUAAUGACAUUCUUUCGGGGAUUGUAAAAACGGCUCAAAAGUUAAGGUCAUCAAACCAAAGCGGUCUUUUACCCCUAAAAAUUAUUGUCAUGUCUGCUACUCUUGAUUAUCACCGAUUCGCUGAGUACUUUGAAGCUCCUGCAUAUUUUGUGAAAGGUCGAGAAUUCAGCAUUAAGAUAUUAAAUUCUGUGAACACGCAAGAAGAUUAUCAACAUUCUGCACUUAUUACUGUUUUUCAAAUUCACCAAAAUGAGGAUGAUGGAGACAUAUUGGUUUUCUGCACUGGACAAGAGGAAAUUGAUUCAUUGGCUGCUGAAACAGAGAAUUUGGCUUUACAUUUACCUGCUGGCUGUAAAAAACUUUCUGUGUGGAAAUUAUAUGCAGCCCUUCCGUCUGCUUUGCAAAAUGCAUGUUUCGACAAAGCUCCUGCUGGCUAUAGAAAAGUGAUUUAUUCAACAAAUAUUGCAGAAACUUCUGUCACAAUCAGUGGCAUUAAAUUUGUGGUGGAUACAGGCAUGGUAAAAGUAAAGUCUUAUAAUCCUCAAUGUGGCUUUGAUGUGUUAAAAGUUCAAAGGAUAUCGAAAGCACAAGCUGAGCAAAGAGCUGGCAGAGCUGGACGAGAAUCUGAUGGAAUGUGUUAUCGUUUAUAUACGCUUGAUGAACACAAGAUGUUUCAAGAUCAGUCUGUCCCUGAGAUUCUUAGAUGUUGUUUGUCUAAUGCUAUUCUACAAAUGGUGGCUGUUGGAAUACAUAACAUAUGUGAAUUUGAUUUUAUUGAUAAACCAUCUGAAGAUCAUAUAUCUGCAUCUAUAGAGCAGCUGAAACUCCUUGAAGCUGUAAAUAGGAUCAAGUGGGAAACUAUUGGAAGUUUGGAGUUAACAGAAUGUGGUAAUAAAAUGGUGAAAUUUCCAUUAGAUCCUGUAUUUUCUAAGAUGAUAAUCACCUCAAGCGCAUACAGAUGCACGGAUGAGAUAUUAACUAUCAUAUCUCUUUUGUCCGUUGAGUCAAUAUUUUAUACUUCAUCCGAAAAACACAAAGGUAUUUAUUUAUCUCAGCUGAAAGAGUUUGCUGAGAACACCUUAGACUGA
This is a messenger RNA of Uloborus diversus, 1362 nucleotides long. Its product is annotated as ATP-dependent RNA helicase DHX33-like. Gene Ontology annotation, biological process: positive regulation of transcription by RNA polymerase I. Lineage: Eukaryota; Metazoa; Arthropoda; Arachnida; Araneae; Uloboridae. The record is from RefSeq and is a predicted model, not a curated record. Gene Ontology annotation, molecular function: RNA binding. Gene Ontology annotation, cellular component: intracellular anatomical structure; nucleolus. Bases 190 to 1362 code for a protein of 390 amino acids. The transcript has 17 exons.